AGAAAGAGAGAGAAAGAACGAAGGAAAAAAGGGUGGGAGUUGGCUCCGCAAGCUCGCGGCUUGCAGAAAGAGCGACGGGGACGAUAAGAUGCGAGCGGAGCGAAAGCGCGCAAGGGAAGCCGGCCGACGAAGGCUUGCCGCCGCCGCCGCCACUCGGGAUUGCUGAGAGACAGAGACUGUACCUCCCACUACUAUCUCUCUCUCUCUUUCUCUCUGUCUCUCUCUGUCUGUCUGUCUGUCUGUCUCUCUCUCUCUCUCUCUCUCUUUCUCUCUCUCUCUAUCUCUCUCUCUCUUUCGUUCAUUCGCUCUCCACCGGCAGGCUCUUUCAGUGUUCGUUCGAACGCGGCCCCGUACGGUUUUGCCGGCUCGUGGCCGAAGAAUUCUUUUUCUCUCUCUCUCUUUCUUUCUCUUUCUCUCCCUUUCUCUAUCUGUCUCUCUUUCUCUCUUCGCCAUGGGAGCACACUGCCGCGGUGGUGAAAAAACCGAGGGUAGCCCUCGGUAGCCGAGCUUACCCCCGCUUAUACUCGCGCGCGCACUUACGCACGCACGCACAUUAAAUACACACACACGCGCACACAUACAUACAUAUAUACUCAUACGCACGCACCACACACACACACACACAUAACGCACGCAUCAAUACACGUAUAUACAGUCAUAUACAUCCACAAAAGACCGGCUAUCGGGACAUUCGUCCGGGGCUUCGCAGAGAGAACGCGCGCGGGCGUGCGCGAUCUUUUGCGAUCGGUCGCUUAUAGGGAGUGCGAGUGAAAGUGUCGUUUGCUGAUCAACGAGGAUGGACCAACCCUCAUUGUAACGAUCAAAGUCGUAUAUCCUUUUGAACGUGUAGAAAUGUAGAGUGAAGAUCGCCGGUAGCGUCUCGAAGAAAUUCUGUCCGACUGAAAUAAAAGAAAAAGGGUGGGAAGAAGAAAGAGAAAAGAAAAGUAAGGAAGGAAGGAAGAGAGGAAGGAGAAAGGAAAGGGAAAAGAAAGAAAGUAAAAAAGAAGCAAGAUGUCAGGAAACUAUACGGUACGCUGCGAACCGGGUUUGAUGAUACCGAUGUGGACACCCAUAGAAAACCUACAUCUGAUAGACGUGAUCUUUCGAGGAGUCGUUUAUUUCUUUCUGCUUUUGUAUCUGUUCAUCGGUGUAUCGAUCAUUAGCGAUCGGUUUAUGGCAGCGAUCGAGGUAAUCACGUCGAAGGAAAAGGAAUUGGUCGUACGCCGACAGGGUAGAGAGCCAACGAUAGUCAUCGUUCGAGUUUGGAACGAAACUGUGGCUAAUUUAACCUUGAUGGCUCUUGGUAGUAGCGCGCCCGAAAUACUUCUCUCGAUCAUUGAGAUCUGGGCGAAAAACUUUCAAGCGGGCGAAUUAGGUCCGGGUACGAUCGUCGGCUCGGCGGCAUACAAUCUCUUCGUGAUCAUCUCCCUCUGUGUGUUCGUAAUACCGAGCGGCGAGACGCGAAAGAUUAAGCAUCUACGGGUCUUCUUCGUGACGGCCACGUGGAGCAUAUUCGCUUACGUGUGGCUCUACGUGAUACUAGCGGUCUCGAGUCCGGGCGUUCUCGAAGUAUGGGAAGGGAUAUUGACGUUUACAUUUUUUCCUGCGACCGUAUUAACCGCUUACGUAGCCGAUCGACGUUUACUCAUCUACAAGUAUCUGCAUAAGGGCUACCGAAUGAACAAGAGAGGAGUAAUCGUUCAGGCGGAGGCAGGCGAUUCCGACGGCGGAGUCGAGCUCGAGAUAAAACCACAACAGGAUAGCUUUCAUACGGUCGAUCGGUUGGCCGACGCUGAUACGCCGGAAGCGCGGGAGUUCGAGCAAACACGUCGGGAUUAUAUUAAUACCUUGAGGGAACUUAGAAAGAAGCAUCCAACAUUGCCGUUGGAACAACUCGAAGUGAUGGCGCACGAGGAAGUACUCGGUAAGGGACCAAAGAGUAGAGCGUUCUACAGGGUCCAAGCUACUAGGAAAAUGGUCGGCGCUGGUAAUCUCAGUAGGAAGAUCAGCGAGAGAGCUCAAAGUGAUCUUAGCGAGGUCAAGGCCGAGUUACAGAAGGCCGAGGCCGAGAGUAUCGAUAUCGAAAACGUAAACGCGAUGAGAAUCUUCUUCGAGCCAGGACAUUACACGGUGAUGGAGAACGUCGGUACUUUUGAGAUCGGUGUCACCAGAGCUGGCGGAGAUCUGAACAAAUCUUGUACCGUCGAUUAUUCCACCGAAGAUGGCUCCGCCGAGGCUGGCUCUGAUUACGUUAGUGCCAAAGGCACCUUGACCUUCGAACCUGGUGAGACCAAGAAAACGAUACAACUCUCCGUUAUAGACGACGAGCUUUUCGAAGAGGACGAACAUUUUUACGUCAGAUUGAGUAACGUUUCGCAGCCGGCCAUGUUGGUGUCACCAAGCUUAGCGACGGUGAUGAUUUUGGACGACGAUCACAGCGGAAUAUUUGGCUUUCCCGAGAGGGACAUCGAGCUCGUAGAAAGCGUCGGACAAUAUCCUUUGCGGGUGGUGAGAUACAGUGGCGCCAGAGGACGCGUCAUCAUUCCUUAUCGUACGAUCGAAGGAACUGCGAAACCAGGAAAGCAGUAUGUUCACACCGAAGGAUCUCUCACUUUUGAGGAUAAUCAAACCGAAAAAACUGUCAGUAUGGAGAUCAUCGAGGAAGACUCUUACGAAAAGGACGCUCUCUUUUACGUUGAACUUGGAGAACCACAGUUACAAGGGGCAGCGAUACGUGAUUUUUUGAUUUUAGCCGAAGCAGGAAUCGCCGUAGCCGCGGAGUUGAAACAGCCCGAAGAAAGGACGGAGGAAGAAAAAAUGGCACUCCUGGGUAAACCAAAACUUGGUGAAGUGUCUAAAGCGCAAAUAAGGAUUAAAGAAUCAAAGGAGUUCAAGAAUACCGUGGAUAAACUCGUUCAAAGGGCGAACGCUUCGAUAUUGCUCGGGACGAGCUCCUGGAAGGAACAGUUUACGGAAGCAUUGACCGUCAGUGGCGGCGACGAAGAGGACGAUGCGGAAGGAGGAGGUGGAGGAGGAGGAGGAGGAGGAGGAGAGUCCUCGUCUCCAACACCAGCCGAUUAUCUCAUGCACUCUAUCACUAUCUUCUGGAAGGUCCUCUUUGCCUUCGUGCCACCUACCGAUAUCGCUGGCGGUUAUCUGUGCUUCGCUGUCAGCAUAUUUGGAAUCGGGGUGGUGACGGCAGUAAUCGGUGAUAUCGCAUCCUACUUCGGAUGUACUCUCGGUAUCAAGGAUUCCGUCACCGCGGUCGUCUUCGUUGCUCUUGGUACAAGCAUUCCUGACACGUUCGCGAGCAAGGUGGCUGCCUGCCAGGACAAGUACGCCGAUGCGAGCGUAGGAAACGUGACCGGAAGUAACGCGGUAAAUGUCUUCCUGGGAAUCGGUAUUGCGUGGAGCAUCGCAGCCAUUUACCAUGCCUGCCACGGUGACCAAUUCGUUGUGGAGCCCGGCAACUUGGCCUUCUCCGUAACGUUGUUCUGUACGGAAGCCUGCUUGGUGAUCCUGGUGUUGCUGUUAAGACGGACGAAGAGCAUCGGCGGCGAGCUCGGUGGGCCUUUUGUACCGAAACUCUUAACGUCCGCCUUUCUCUUUUCCCUAUGGCUCUUCUACCUCAUCAUGUCCACCCUUGAGGCCUAUGGCAUAAUCCAAGGCUUCUAAAUCGCCAUCGCUAUGUGCGAUGCCAAACGUUGGCCUACCGAAGCUACGUUUAUAUUCGAUCUUGCAUUCGUCCGCCAAGAUGUGCGCUCAAGAAAAUAUUCUAUUGGACAGGAGGAAGUGAAAUCAAACGAACGAACGAACGAACGAACGAACGAACGAACGAACGAACGAAUGAACGAACGAACGAACGAACGAACGAAAGAAAGAAAGAAAGAAAGAAAGAACGAAACACCCCUGGCGAGAGUGCGUCGAAAAGGAAGGAUGUUCACCCCCUCCUGAUCCCUGGAAUAAAAUGAACAACGAACGUGAUUGCGUGAAGUAUAAAUGCGUGCAUACGUGUGCGUACGUGUGCGUAGGAUACGUGAGAGAGCGUGAGUAUGAUUGUUUGCAAAUAGAUAAAGAAAGGAUAAUAAAGAAGAGAGAAAGAAAAACAACAAAAAGAAAAAAAGAAAAUAGAAGAUAGAAGAGGAAGAAGAGGAAAUAGAAGAAGAAAAAAGAAGAGGAGGAUAAUCGUGCGAGAGUGACACAGUAAGAAAUAAUUAGAAGAAACAGAAAAAGUGUAUGUCUGUGUGAGUAUCAAAGCGAGUUUGCCUUAAACUAAAAAUUAAAAGGAAUGAAAGAUUAGAUAAGGACGUAAUUCUAGUCAAGAUUCGACCUUUAUCCUGUUUAUCGGAAUGGUUGGACGAAUUUACGUGUAUCGAAGUUACAAAACAAAAAAAAAGAAAAAAAAAUAAAAAUAAGGAUAAUAAGAGAAGGAAAAGAAGGAGAAGGAGGAAGAAGAAGCAAAAAAGAACAGAUAAGAAGAUAAAAAUAUAUUAUAUAUAGGUACAUAGCGUACUUAUUUCAUUCUUUGAAAAAGACACAGGUUUCUAGAAUAUUUUAGUAGAGGAUCGUAUAUUGACAUUUUCUUUAUUGCCAGAGAAACGAUAUUCGCUAAUUUUAUAUAACGCGUACAUUAUCGAUACGUCACGAUUGACGUAAACGAUCGAAUUCAAUCAUCGACGUUCGACAAUGACAAUGUCACGUUUCGCGGCGAUUUAACAAGAAAAAAAAAAGAAAAAGAAAAAAAAAAGGGAAACAUUUUUUAUCGGAUCGAUUUUGAACAUUUUUUAGUUUGCAUCCAAGUUCGAUUAAAAUCAAAAAAAAAAAAAAAAGAAAAAAGGAAAAGAAAAAUGCUAGAUGGUCGAUAAAGGUUUUACGAAACUUUCUUCCAAUUGGUUUCUCCUUUUCUAUCCUUCCUUGUUUUCAACCAAACUUUUUUCCUCCGUUCUAUUUUAAACAAAUCCAUCAACGUUUCGCAAUAUAAAAUAACACGUUGAUCCAUUUCAAUUUCCUCGUAUAACGUUUUUCUCGGCGAUUUCGAAAGAUGAUUUCGUUUGAUUCCCUGCCUCUAUAUACAUAUACGCUCGUCGCGAUGAACGAAAGAAAAAUAAGCGUUAAACUGCGUAACACCGCGUUACACAAUACAAAAACAUGAUCUUAUCUUCGAAUAAGUUAGGAGGAAGUUAUGAAUUAUUUAACGGUUAUUUCGAGAACUAUGGUAACUUCGACGUAAACGCCAGAGAAAAUAUACCUUCUUCUUUAUUUACUUUUCAAGAUAAACGGUAGCAACAACAACAAAAAAAGCUUAACGACCGAUUACGCUUUAAUGUGAUUAAUAAGAUAUUACUUUAAAAUCAAUAGAACUGCAGGGAUUUAUUUUGUUUGUUUGUUAAAUAAUAAACAUCCGUUCGAUUUGAAAUAUGAAAUCAGCGUAUUUUGUCAGCGUACAAAGUCGAGAGGAAUUCUUUAAGAGUUGGUAUGAGAAUUAGCUCGUAAUAAACUUUAUUAAUGAUAAGACGUAUUUAUAAUAUAUUAUAACGAAAUGAAACAUAUUUGUUGUUGUUAUAAAGAUAAUUAGAUAGAAUUUAUAAUUAGACGAAAGAUAUCCUAAAGGGGCAACAAAAUGCGGCGGCCUUCGUUCGAAUGUCAAAGUUUUCGUUAAUGUUCACACUGCCUUUGAUCGAGGGUCGCGUUGAUCUAAUCCUAAAUAUCGUUUUGGAGAUAUAGGAAUGGACGAUCUUACGCAAUGCCGAUGAUUCAUUAAGAAGAAGUAAAAGUUAAAAGGACGAAUGAGGAUAAGGAAAAUAAUGAUUUCUUAUAUAAAAGAUAUAUUCGUUAGAGAAAACGCGUUCAAUGUCCGUGUAGUUUUUUGUCCUAUCGAUAUCAAAGGCUGCGCGUUAAUGCAAAUAAAAAUUGUAAUCGAUCUUGAUCGAUCAAUGAUCGUCCUUGUCGUUGUCGGUUCGAUGCCAAAUAGUUGCACGAAUGCUCGCGAUCGUCCUAACGUUUUCGAAACGUUAUUUCAAUUGUAUUUCUUUUUACCUAAUAAUAAUCAUUUUCUUAGAUUCCGAUCUCGAUCUACCUAUUAUAAAAUUCGUUCUACGCUUAUGCCGAUCGAAAUUUUGUCUGUCGUGAAGCAGGAUACAAAAACAAAAAAGAGAACAAGAAAACACAAGAAAGAAAAGAGAAACAAACGAAAAAAGACGAUUGCGAGUAAAAAGUACGAUUCAAAUGAUAAUCUAACGUUUCGAUAAAAAAAAUAAUCGAAAAGUAAAUCGGCAAUUCGAUCGGUUGCGAUCGAUCGUACCGACGCACAAAUAUAAAAUAUCUAAAAACCGAUCUGCAAGCCGACGUACUUAUUAAAAAGCAUAUAUUGUUUCACAAUCUUCGAAACUCUUUCCUUCGUUCUUUAGUAAUCAUGAUUAAUCGAUCACAAUUUUGGAAAAUUAAAAGAUAGUCGAAUCUUAUUAAUUAAUAAUAAAAUGAAAAAUAAGAACGAAGGACACGAGGGGAUUUAAUAAAAUUCUAUCAAAAUUGAGAAAAAAAGGAGAACAAAUAAAAAACGAUACAUAUAUCUUUUCCACGAUCGAUACACUUAUCUUUUCCAGUUUUUAUUCGACAAAUAUUCAAAGAUUCUCUCGAAAAUGUCAGUCCCAAAGUUCGCUCAAUUUCGAAUAGUAUCGAAAAAGGAUAAAAAGUGUCCCAGUUAUUCGUCGUCCUGUCAUCGAGAGAGAAAGAGAAAGAUACACGAAGAAAACGUCAGAAAGCGAAAAAGGAAAAAAGAAAAGGGGAAAUGAAAAAAAAAAAAAAAAAUACAAAAAUAAAAAUCGUUAAGCAAACAUUUCAAUCGUACUUGUUCGUCUGCCAGGCACAUUAAGGGAAAUACGUGUGCGUUUUUGCGAAAAAGUCUCACGUACUUACUUAAAUUCGCCGUCGCGUAGUUCGACAGCAGAAAAUAUAUAUGUAUGUAAAGAAAAUAGAUAUAUAUAUAUAUAUAUAUUACAUAUAAAUAUACCUAUAUAUACAUAUAUACGUUAUAUACAUACGAUGCAGAUAUUUUAAUAAAAAGCAAAGAGAUUCGAGAGAGUUUUAAUAUUAUUACAUGUAUUAGAGGAACAUAUACGAAGAUAUGCUCAAUAGCAAAGCACUAAAGUGAUAAACCGUAAACGAGAUCUCGAUGGUUUCCGAUUUCUCGUCGUUCGAUUGCUAUAUGAUCAAACGCUGUAGAGAUGAAAAGAAAAGAAAUAAGAAAGAAAUUAACGCGUGAAUGAGAAAAUCUCUUGCGUUGGAAAAAAAAAAAAAAAAAGAAAAAGGAAAAUAAAGAUCGGAAGUACACAUAGAUGGCUGCUUCAUACGUAUGAAUAAUCUAACGAUAAAAAAUAAAUUUAACGCGUUAACGCCUAAAACCCCGUUAUAAUUUCACUAGAAUCGUUCGACGAUAGAAAAAUCAAAUGAUAGUUAACAAUGAAAACGUUAAUCUCGCGAGACUUCGACCUUGAAUUUACAACUGGUUCGAUACUAACUUCUUUAACGUGGGAUACUUUUAUCGUAUCUCAUUAUCAGUUGAAGUAAUAAAUUAUUAAACGUAUCUUUCGGCGAGAGAGAUGACAUCAAUCGUCUUCUUUCUUUCCGUAGGAAUGAUAAUAACGCGAUAAAGAACAAAACAGAGAGAGAAACGAAAUAAGGAACAAAAGAAACAAAAGAUCAAAAAAGAACAGAAUGCAACGUGUUACCUCAGCGAUUGUUCGUUCACAGCAUCGGCGAAAAGAAUUCACGGAGACGAGCGAUCUCUUCUUUUUUUUGCAUUUAAUGUUCGAAAUUUUGAUCCAAAGGAUCGCGCCGAUAUAGAGAGCCUACAGCAAAUUAAAUCAUAAGCUACGUUCAUUGCGUUGCAUCUCCCGAAACGCACCGUCCAAAAUUUGAAAAAAAAAAACAAAAAAUAAAUAAAUAAUAUUCGACAAUCUUAUAAAUAUCACGUCCAAUCGCGCUACCGACGAAACAUACUAAUAUUUCUUAUUAUCGUCGAUAAACGAUUAUCUAAUAUUUCAAAUGAAUUACGCGUUCGACUGUAUACUUCUUUGAGUGACUCUCAACUAUGUAUAUAUAUGUACAUAUGUAUAUAUAGAUAUGUAUAUGUAUAUAUAUAUACAUAUAUGUAAAUCUUCUUCGACUACAUAAUUAAUUACUUUUAUCAUCAUCCGUGCCUUAAUAUCGUUCCCGCAUAAUAUCGUGCUUGUCGUCCUAAGAAUAAUUUGAUUGCAACACAUCGAUUCUCUAGAUUUCGUAAUGUCAAAUGAAAAUUAGAAUAUCUAAUCGUCUUUCGCGCGAUUGGCGUGUUUAAACAUAUUCAGAGAAGAACAACAAAAUUGUUCUCUUCUCGGCUAUUAAACGUAACGAGAAAGAAAGAGUUGAUAACGAAUCAGAAAAAGAAAUAGAAAAACAAAAAUGGAAAGAACAAGAAAUUCGGGCGUUUCGUGGAUCGAUUAGAUUUGUAGCUAGUUAGUCAGUUAGUUAAUUAAGAUGUUCAAAGGUAUAUGAGCGAAAUUUUCAAAAAAAAAAAAAAAAAAAAGAAAAAAAAAGAAAAAAAAAGAAAAAAACUACGAAAAUAUCCUUCUAUCGUAUACAUACCAUUAUAGCGAUGAGACGAGUAAAUAAUACGUUGUAAAAUAACUUUUAAGAGUAAAUGGGUAGAUCAACGAUCGAAAAAAAGAAAAAAAGGAAAAAAAAAGAAAAGAAAUACCGGAAAAUAAAACGGAACUUAAAAGUAUGAGUCAGCCAAUCUGUGUUAAGCAAGCGCAAUCUGUUUUAAGUAAAGAGCCAAAAUUUGAUCUUCGACUAAAUUACAUAUAAAGGUGUGUGUGCAUAUAUAUAUAUACACACACACAUAUAUAUACAUACAUACAUACACACACACACACCUAUAUAUAAAAGUUGAAGAAACUCGAUGUCCACAUCGAGUGAAAACUUUGCGAGUAAAGAGUAUAGGUAUCGCAUUAAAAAAAUUAUUCUACGGUGAUAUCGUCAACAACCAACAACAAUAACAACAAAAAGAAAAAUAUGUAUAUCUACGAGUCAAUCGAUGUCACUAAACCGAUCUCCCUAUCGUAGUUUGACAUUUUGUUAACUCGUUGAAAAGGGAACGCACGACGUUUAGAUGGCCAGCCCUAAUUUUUUCUCUACCUUGUGUACAAGUUAUUGAUAACUCGAUAAAGAAUAUAAAACAAUGAAUAGCAUCGAUCGAAUUUUAGAUUCGCGAUGUAUUUAUGUAAAUGCAAUUAUCCGAUAUAUCGUGAUAAUAAUUACGAAUUAAUUAAACGGCAAAAUCAAUUUUAACAUAUGUACAUACAUAGUUAGAUGCAGGAAUUUAGUUACAUUUAGAUGACCUUGAUAAUUUAUACUCGGAGUAUAAUUCUAUAUGCUCUUGUCUCUUUUCAUACUUUCUUCUUCUCUCUCGUUCUUACUCGUUUCCCUUUUCUGCCUUUAUUAUAUAAGUACAUACAUAUAUAUCAUAUAUAUAUAUGUGUGUACCUACAUCCUACUUCUUCUCUAUCUUCUCCUUAUUCCACGAAAUAUAUCUGAAAUUUUAGCUCGUCUAUUUAUUAGAAUUCGAGAUACUUAAAAUUCUUCAAGUAGAUUCAACGUUAGAAGACAAUUUUAUCGGGAAGGCUAAGGCGCUUAUUCAUAUUUUUAUCUCAUAAAGGAGUAAUAUAUACGAAACGAACUCCUUCGAUCGGAUUCAAUUUGAAAAAAAAAAAAAUAAGUAAAUAAAUAAAAAUUAGCGAAUUGGAUGCAAAAUGAAAAUAUAUUAAGUUUAACAAAUAUUUCUACUUGACUGUUUAGCCAAAAAAUAAUUCCUUAGAAACAAUCCGUUUUUACAUUCCAAGUUUAUUAAACAAUCUUAUAAUUAGAUUUCUUUCUAGUCAUUUAAAUGGUAUACAUACAUACAUAUGUAUAUGUAUAUUACGUAUCGAGACACAUCGAUUACAAAAGACUUUUAAUGGAACCAAUUUAUUCUACUGAAUUAGAACAGAUUUCAAACUUACAUAAGACUUCUUCGUACAUUUUAAGACUUAAAAUGCCAAUCAUUCGUUUAAGCUGUUAUUACAUUUUGACCAAUACUCCUUACUUUCGAAAUUUCUGUCUACUUAAAAAUAAGAAAUAAAUAAAUAGAAAAGAAAAAAUAAACAAGAAGUAAAAAAGAAAAAAAAUGAUUAGAAUCAAGUAAAAUUUUCAUACAUAUUAUCAAGGAUAUUGACGAAUAUGCAAUCACGUUAUAUUAUUUUCUCAUUUUUUUAAUCAAUAAAAUAUAAUACUUUCGAUCGCGUAAAUUAUCUAUCUACAAUCAAAACAAAAAUAUACAAUUAUUUAUAAAUAUUUCUGCCGAUAGGCCUUUACUAUGACCAAACACAGAAAAUAAAACAGCGACACGCACAGUUUGAAGGAACAAAAUGAUUCUUAGAAAAUCAGCGAAAUUAUAGAAAGCGUAUAUUUCGUAUAGUUUUAGUUUCAAAUAAAAAUUAGAUAUUUUCUAUUCGGACCAAGAAAGAAAGAAAAAAAAAAUAACAAAUACGACGUAAUUAGCAGAACUUAUCAGACGAUGAUUGAUAUAAAAAUUAUUCGACAUAUCCCUGCUUUCUUAUCUACGAUCAAAAAUUCCGAAGGAGAAAGACAAAGAAAGAAAAAAAAAAAAGAACAAAAACAAAAAAAAAAAAGAUAAUUUUCAGUAAAGUUCAAAAUCAACUUCCUUCUUGCUUAUGAUUGGUUGUGAUACGCACAAAAAAAAAAUCCGUAAAAGAAGGAGAAUAAAAAACAGAUUACUGAAAAGACAAACAGAACAAAACCAAUAAAAAAAAGAAAGAAAGAAAAAAGAAAAGAAAAAAGAAAUAAUGCAAUCGAGAUGGAACUUUAUUCCGUGGAAAAGGAUUCGUUUUUAAAUCUGCCUUAAGGUAGAUACCUCUUACGAAAUCCUACUUAAUUUCUAAUCAUUCUAAAAAUUAGUAUCUUUUAAAAGGGCUGGCCACAUUUCCUAAUAUCGAUAAUGUCCGAUUUUUCACGAACUCUCAUAACUCUGUUUCUUUCUAUCUCUAUCUCUCUUUACUCCUAUCUCUUAUCUACAUCCUUUUGUUUUUCUUUUUCUAUCUUCUUUCAAUUCUUUGACUAUCAUGCCUUUUCUUUUACUUAGAUAUUACUAACACACAUACAUAUAUACACACGUGUACACGCAAUACGGUAUACGACUAAACGAAUGUUCAUAAUCGUAUAUCUUUUGCUUUUUUGCCAGAGUAAGAUUAGAAUUGAAAAUUCUAAUGGGAGAGUUUCAUUUGAGCAAUACACAUUUUCUAUCAUUAUAAAAAAUGAUAGAAAUGUGGCAAAAAUAAUUGCAAAGAGUUACAUCUAAAAUUGUAAUUUUAAGAUUACAGUAUAUACAUACACAUACAUACACACACACACACACACACACACACACACACACACACAAAAUGUAAAUGUAUUAUAUACAUGAUAAACCGAUAUGUAGUUGUACAUACACAUUGAUCUGAUAACACAACAGCACUUUAUCUUCUAUGCGUGUUCGUUAAUAGCAUAUUUAUGCAUAUAUACAUAUAUACAUAUAUAUACGUACGUAUAUAUGUAUGUAUGUAUAUAUGUUGGUCUAUAUAAUAUAUACAUAACAUUGACAAAUGUUGUAUAUACCUUAUAUGACUAUGCAUGUAACAUUUAUCGAUGCUAGAAAUAAAAGAGCGCGUAGAUAUUUUAGAAAUGUCUUGAAUUUUUUAAAAACAUUGUAAGUACUCAAAGAGAAAAACUAAUAUAAACUGUAACUAUCUAAAAGAGAGGCAAAAAAUAUAUUCAAAUAAAACUUAAUCUCUUCAAAGAGAAAAUAUAGUAAGGAAAGAAAGUAAAAAAGAUACACGACACGGUGUAUUUAUUAGAAACGUUUGGAUGUUAUAUAAACGAUAGUUAAAUACAUGUAAGAUAGUAAAAAUUCAAAAUAUAAAAAACAAAAAAAGAAAGAGAGAGAGAGAGAGAGAGAGAGAGAAA
Molecule: messenger RNA, 12036 nt
Organism: Vespula pensylvanica (western yellowjacket)
Lineage: Eukaryota; Metazoa; Arthropoda; Insecta; Hymenoptera; Vespidae
Gene: Calx
Product: sodium/calcium exchanger 1
Exons: 9
Coding region: 1012-3675 (887 amino acids)
Biological process (GO): calcium ion import across plasma membrane; sodium ion transmembrane transport; cell communication
Cellular component (GO): sarcolemma; postsynapse; axon
Molecular function (GO): calcium:sodium antiporter activity
Source: RefSeq, a predicted model, not a curated record